AUGAUCAACUCAACAACACAUUUUGUCUACAAGUCAAAACGACUCCUUGCAAUCCCAAUAAGUGACGCCCCGUUACCAGACAAAGUAAUUUUCGUCGACUUAACGAACAACUUGUUGACAUGUGUGAAGGAUAUCAUCGCAUUCCCACAAACCACGACACUGCGGAUUAAUAAGAACAAAUUAGAGUGCUUGUCCCCCGAAAUCCGGUCUCUUUCGAAUUUGAAGAUUUUGGACUUCUCCUCAAAUUACAUCGAAACGAUUCCCGUCGAGUUGAGUCUCCUCACGAACUUACAAGAACUCUCAUUCGACCAAAACAAAGUGACAACAUUUCCUAUUGAGCUAUCGACACUUGAAAAUUUACAGAGACUCUACGUUUCAGCUAACUACCUCGACGCGCUCCCCCACACCUUGACGACAUAUACUAACUUGAGAGUACUUGAGCUUGGGAAUAACUCAUUUACUAAGGUCCCGCGGUGCAUCUCGUCGUUUCAAAGUUUGACGACGUUACAUAUGGACUAUAAUCGGAUAUCCCAUGUGACCAAAAGCCUUUCGAGUUUGACGAAUUUGUUAUGUCUGACAUUCAACAACAACAAGUUAGAGUCAUUUCCGUCGUCUGUGUGCCGCAUUCCGUCGUUGACGUCGUUAGAAAUGAACUCGAACAACAUUGUGAGUAUCUCGCCGUCGAUCAGUCUUUUGACGAACUUGAAGAGCUUCUUUGUCGACUCGAACAAACUGACGAGUGUUGCGAGUGAAAUUACUCAACUGACGAAACUCAACACGUUUUCUAUGGCGAACCACUUCUGUCGGGAAUUACCGAAUUUGUCGAGUCUGAGUAAAAUGACGUAUUUCAAUUUUGGGAAUGGGCGAUUGAGUAAAGUUGAGGGGGUCUGUGGGUCGAAUUGUUUACUUCGGUUGUAUCAGAACCUCAUAGAAAAGAUCACCUUUGCGGACAACGGGACAUUUGAGUUGAUCGACUUGUCUAGCAAUCGCCUGAACGAGUGCCCGAGCUUCUCGCAACUCCCAAAGUUGUUCAAGUUGGACUUGUCGAAGAACCGAAUCUCAAAUUUCACGAUCUCGUCGAUCCACAACAUGUUAGUGUCCCUCGACAUCUCAUACAAUUUACUCACGGACUUACCAUCUCCCCUCUUUUUAUGUUCAAAUAUUGUCAGCUUGAAUAUCUCGUGUUGUCGCGUGAAGAAGAUCCCUAACGAUAUCUCGAAGUUGGUUCGUUUAGAACAAUUUCUUGCCAUAGACAACAAGUUAGAAGUGGUGAAUGAUAGUGUGACUUCUCUCACCCAAUUGACGAUGUUCUGCUUACAGUCAAAUCGCCUUGAAACGUUCCCGGUGCCCAUUCUGUUCAUCCAGAAUUUGAAGUAUUUGUCCCUUGCAAAUAACAUGAUCACUAACGUCCCAAUGAACGUGACGGGACUGGACAAAUUGGAGACCGUCGACAUCUCCUGUAAUAAUUUGACUGAAGUGGGGCCGUUCGUGCAGUUACCGAAUCUUCAAGACUUGAACCUUUCGUACAAUUCUAUAACAACUGUUCCGAGUAAGAUCACUGAAUUGAAGAGUUUGCACUCGUUGAAUUUGAUUGGAAAUCAACUUGAGAAGAUUUCACAGAAUUUGUCGAAUCAAAAGACGAUAGCGCGGUUACAAUAUGGGAAGCAAAGUCGGAAGGGGAAAGUGAUGAAAGAGAAGACGCAGCGGUCGACGUCGCCGUAUGUGAUUGCGCCGUCAAUAGAUUUAGAGAAAGUCUCUCUUCUGACGAUUCCUGAGAAGUGCCAGUACUUUCAAUCAGUCGAAGUGUUGAGUACUCCGACUUUAGUAUUAUCUGAGAUGCAAGGGCGUCGUGUAGAUAUGCAAGACAGCGUCUGUUUAGUGCAAAAUUUCUGUGGGAAGGGGUAUCACUUGUUAUCAUUAUUUGAUGGGCAUGGGGGUGCAGAGACUGCGAGGUUAUGUACUGCGAUGUUUCCUUCGAUCUUAGCGCGGAAGUUGAAUGAAGUAGAUUUACCAUUGACGAAGAUCAUGGAAGAUACAUUUUAUAUAGUAAAUGAAGAAGUAAAGAAACGGGGGUAUAUGGAUGGGUCAGCUGCUUUAGUAGUCUUAGUAACUCCAUUUAAAUAUUGUGUGGCUAAUGCAGGAGAUUCCCGUGCACUUCUUAUUAGAUUUAGUUCAAUGGAAGUCCUCUCCCAUGACCACAAACCAACACAUCCAGAAGAGUACAAAAGACUGCGGAAAGAACGGGGAUUCGUCGACCCAAAUGGAAGAACAAAUGGAAUGGCUGCGGUGUCAAGAGCAAUAGGAGAUAUCGAUUGUCAACCAGCACUAACGUGUUUCCCGGAAACAUUACUCUUCGAUCGGAAAGAUAAAGACUUGGCUAUCAUCUUGGCGUGCGACGGAGUGUGGGACGUCAUGUCAAAUGAAGAGGUGUGCGAUGUCGUAAGAGCAGGAAGUCUUGAAAAAGACCCCCCAGAAAGAACUGCUUGUUAUAUAAGAGACAUCGCAUAUGCUAGAAACUCAGGGGAUAAUAUCUCGUGUGUCGUGUGUAAGUUGGAAUAA
Entamoeba invadens IP1 is the source of this 2559-nucleotide messenger RNA. RefSeq names its product adenylate cyclase, putative. Gene Ontology annotation, molecular function: cation binding; protein binding. The record is from RefSeq and is a predicted model, not a curated record. Lineage: Eukaryota; Evosea; Mastigamoebida; Endamoebidae. The coding region runs from base 1 to 2559 and encodes 852 amino acids. The transcript has 3 exons.